Ostertagia ostertagi is the source of this 1113-nucleotide messenger RNA. NCBI's taxonomy places the organism in Eukaryota, Metazoa, Nematoda, Chromadorea, Rhabditida, Trichostrongylidae. The record is from the annotation of a GenBank genome assembly.
AUGCCGAGUGGCCUUUUCGUCUGGAACAAGAAAUCAUACGCGUGGUUGCAACACUACAAGAAACUCCGUACCUUCGUUAUCCAGCAGCAUGGCCUUGCUCAAAUGAACGAGCAAGCAAGUCGAUUCUUCUUGUUGUGGAGCGGUAGACCUGUGUCGUGUUCAUCAGCCCCACAUCUUCUUCGACGGUUCUUCAUAACGAUAAAUUGCGAAGAAAUGAAGAUCACCUGUAUUUCGGUCACUCCGAAGAAUGUCCAAGCGCGUCAUUAUGAAGACAGCUGGGCAAAGUCCGCUGUGAAGGGAUACCGUAUUGUGAAGCUGUUAGCCGAAAGACAGAAAGGACUAUUCGGGGCCGAUAUAGCGGCGGCUGAACGGCGCGUAAAACUUUGUGGGAAAUACGAUCCCUCCAAUGAGGUCAUUCCAUUCGACGCGGAUAAUCAGCUGAGUAAGCUGCUCAUGGCAGCUUACGGAGAUGCAUAUCAUAGGAAGAGGAAAGCGUCGGUGGUGAUUGUGCUGAAACCGGCAGUCGGUAUCGCAGCAGUGGUACUUCUUGGUGAGGCCAUCUCACCAAGUUCACCACAAAGAAAGAAGUUCACAAAUGACGGUGCUCAGCGCUCGAAUCCACGAUGGGAUACAAAAGCCGACCAACCACUGCUGAAGAAGCCACGAACGCGUUCUACAACAAUGCAGUCGGCUCACGUCUACAAAGUGUUGGCUAUUUUGGUGCUUUUCUGCACCAAAGAUACGAGUGGAGAAUUCGGUGCGUACGCGCCAGAGUUCGUGCAUAUUCCUGCACAGAUCAAUGGAGCAAUUCAUGAUGAAUUGCUACGUAAUGGUCUCUACGCAGAAAUAAUUGGCGAAGUUGCAGAUAGGAAAGAAGCUUGUGGAAUAGUGCUACUCGACUACACGGCUUAUGUUGACGGGCAUCUGUUCGAGGCGGCAAUAAAACCACUUGAAGAUUAUAUGCUGGCAGCAGAUAUGAGACCCACCACCGCCUUGAAUAAAACUCUUCGAUCGGAGGUGUAUAAGACGAUGAAGGCAACAGCAUUGGCGGGGCACAAAAGUGAAAUGAGAGCUCUUAUUCGACAUGCGCCGCAACUCCACCCCUUUAUUCAG